GAGUAAUGGCGCUGAGAGGACGUUAUUUUUAUCGCAUCUGCAGCGGGUAACGAUUUGGAAACGUGGAAGGAGCGAUGAACCGGCGGGUGGAUGAAGAGGCUUUCUAAACACCUGAUAUUACGAGGAGAGGAUUUGACUGAGUCUAUCGAUUCAACAGGAUCUGAAUAUAAUUGAUAUUUCAAUGUGGAAAGAGAAAUAUUUGUCUGUGAGACACGUUCUAACCCGAGUGUGUGUGUUUCAGUGAACUGACUGUGGAAAGAGCUUUAACCAGUUACGCAGCCUGAAGAAAACAUCGCACUAUUCAGUGGGGAGAAACCAUAAAUGUGUUCUGUGAGGACAAGGCUUCAACUCAUCAGCUAACCUGGAGAGACCCAAGGACACUGGUACCAUGGAGAAACCGUGGAAAUGUGGGGACUGUGGAAAAGGAUUUGGGUGCCCGUCUGUGUUGGAAAUUCAUCAACGCACUCACACUGGGGAGAGGCCAUUCACUUGCUCCAUGUGUGGGAAGGGAUUCACUCGAUUAACCUACCUCACUUCACACCAACUUGUUCACUUAGACAUGAGACCUUUUAAAUGUUCCAACUGUGAGAAGAGGUUUAAAAGCAAAAAUAAUCUGCUGGCACACCAGCGAGUUCACACUGGGGAGAAACCAUUCAACUGCUUGGAGUGUGGGAAGGGAUUCACUCGCUCAUCCCACCUGCUGAUGCACCAGUGCAUUCACACUGGGGAAAAACCAUUCAGCUGCUCUGAGUGUGGGAAGGGAUUCACUCAGUUAAGCACCCUCACUUCCCACCAACAUGUACACUCUGACAAAAUACUUUUCAUAUGUUCUGAAUGCGAGAAGUGCUUUAAAAGCAAAAAGUUUCUGCUGAGACACCAGCGUAUUCACACUGGGGAGAAACUGUUCAUCUGCUCCGAGUGUGGGAAGGGAUUCAACCGGUCAUCCAGCCUGCUGACACACCAGCGAGUUCACACUGGGGUGAAACCGUUCACAUGCUCCGAGUGUGGGAAGGGAUUCACUCAGCUCACCCACCUCACUUCACAUGAACGUGUUCACUCUGACACACGAUCUUUCAAAUGUUCCGACUGUGAGAAGAGCUUUAAAGGCAAAAUUGAUCUGCUAAGACACCAGCACACUCACACUGGAGAGAGGCCGUUCCCCUGCUCUGUGUGUGGUAAGGGAUUCACUCACCCAUCCCACCGGUUGACACACCAGCGCAUUCACAGUGGGGAGAGACCAUUCAUCUGCUCCGUGUGUGGUAAGAGAUUCACUCGUUUAUCCACCCUGCAGACACACGAGCGAGUUCACAAGUGACUCGAAGGGGUUGGAUUCUGCUGUUAUCGCUGCUGUUAAUCACAACCAGGACUGAACCAUGCUCAUUCUGACAGUUGGAGUUGGUUUCAGUUGAUAUUAAUAAUGCCUGUAACUGGGCUGGAGUUUAAUAUUCUGGA
Messenger RNA from Carcharodon carcharias (great white shark), 1452 nucleotides. RefSeq names its product zinc finger protein 436-like. Lineage: Eukaryota; Metazoa; Chordata; Chondrichthyes; Lamniformes; Lamnidae. The transcript has 2 exons. The coding region runs from base 389 to 1315 and encodes 308 amino acids. Gene Ontology annotation, biological process: regulation of transcription by RNA polymerase II. Gene Ontology annotation, molecular function: DNA-binding transcription factor activity; RNA polymerase II cis-regulatory region sequence-specific DNA binding. The record is from RefSeq and is a predicted model, not a curated record.